Messenger RNA from Cuscuta europaea, 1896 nucleotides. Lineage: Eukaryota; Viridiplantae; Streptophyta; Magnoliopsida; Solanales; Convolvulaceae. The record is from the annotation of a GenBank genome assembly.
UAUUAAUCGCUAUAUUUUUUAGAUGGAUCGUCCUAGAUAUUCGGUUGAUAUGGGUAACCUUGAGCGCAACCGAACGAAAGAGCUUGCGAGGAAGAGAUCCCGCAAAGGUAAAUCACAUAUCGGCUCUUCAUCUCAAAGUCGAGAUGAUUUUGAUACGGGUUGCGCAAGGAAGGAUGGAGAUGCGAUGACUGACGAACAACUAGAACAAGAAUUGCACCGACAUAAUUCCCGCUUUUUUCAAGACCAACCGAAGACCAUUGACGAAGAAGAGCUCGAGGCCGAGGAUGACGAUGUGGAGGAAGUAAUUCCGGAGAGCCACGACGAGUAGGAGGAGGGUGGCGGCAGCCAUGACGCCGACCAACCUGCCUCAUCCCAAACAGGUACAAAAAAGUAAAUCUGAACUAAUGGCUAAUAAUUUUUCUAAGUGGAAGGACCCGAACACCGGGAAUUGGACCGCAACUUGCAAUUGGUGCAAGAAAAACUAUAGCUUGGGGAUUUCCGGCGGAUACGGAUCCGCCACAAGACACCUUAAGUCCAAACACCCGGUGGAGUAUGCAAAAUUAGGCGGCGGAACGGGGAAGCAAACGCAAAUAUCGAGGUUUGCAAAUAACCAACAAGCUUUUGGUAAUUUCUCAUACAAUGAUGCACAAAAUUUGACAGGAUGGUCUAAAAGCGUUGGGAGCAUCGUUGGAGGUAGUCAAUGGGGGGAUUAGACGUAUUUGGGGUAAUGGACAACUUAGGAAAAAAUGGCAUGAUUAUUUGAUAGAAAGAGGUGAGAGAUAUGUGCCUUUUCCUAAAGAUUUGUCUAUUCGUUGGAAUAGUACCUAUAAGUUAAUUGGAGUUCUUCUUAGAUAUAAACAACAUUUUCCUGCUUUUAUGAAACAAUAUGAUAAUUAUAUUAUAAACUCGGCUGAGAUCGACACCUGUGAAAAAAUUUGUAAUGCUUUGAUAUAUUUUAAUAAUGCAACUGAAACUUUUAGUCAUGUUUAUAAACCUACCUCAAACCAAUUUAUUCGUGAAGCUGUUAAUCUCGCCGGUGCUUUUUCAAAUUUUGAGAAUGCUGAUUAUGUGAGUUAUUUUGCUAGUUUUAUGAAGGAAAAGUUUUUAAAAUAUUAUUCACAUAUUUCGCAUAUUUAUGGUAUUGCAUUUGGUCUCGAUCCUCGUUUUAGACUUGGUUCUUUAGAAGAAUGUUUGAAUUAUUAUUAUGCUGCGUUUUUUGGUCCAUUGCCAAUGUAUGAGGAUAAUCCAAUUGAUCCGAAAAAAGAAUACAACGAGGUUAGUGAUAUAUUUUAUGCAUUAUUCAAUGAGUUUCAUGCACAAUAUGGCAAUGCGCCCCCUCCCCCGACACAAACAUCAUCUAAAGGAAAAUCAAAUUUCAAAUCUACGUUUGCCAAUCUUAUUAAAAAACGAAAUCAACUCCCGCUACACAACAAAGCACAAUUAAUGAGAUUUCUUUGUAUUUAACUUAUGAUGUUGAUUUUGAAGAAGAUGAUGAUUUUGACGUACUAAACUGGUGGAAGGGAAAAGAAAGAAUGUUCUCGGUUUUAGCAAAGAUGGCUAAGCAAGUGCUAUCAAUGCCGGUUUCAACGGUUGCCGUGGAACAAGAAUUUAGUUCGGCCGGCAAUGUCCUAACACAAACCAGAACGAGGUUGAGCGCUGAAUCUGUUGAGAUGCUUAUAUGCUACCACGAUUUGUUGAAAGCAGCCCGUAGAGCUCAAGAAAUUGACAUCACCCCAUCCCAACACUUUAUGGAUGAAUCUACAACCGAGGGUGGCUCUACCUAUGCCGGAGAUUCCGAUUGAAAUAUUGAAUGAUGGAUUAGUAUUUCAUGUUUUAAAAACAAUUAUAGUUCCUAUUUAAUUUUCAAAUGUAGUUCCUAUUUCAUUUCAAAUAAAU